Molecule: messenger RNA, 2973 nt
Organism: Lodderomyces theae
Lineage: Eukaryota; Fungi; Ascomycota; Pichiomycetes; Serinales; Debaryomycetaceae
Product: protein kinase
Exons: 1
Coding region: 1-2973 (990 amino acids)
Biological process (GO): microtubule cytoskeleton organization; intracellular signal transduction; protein phosphorylation
Cellular component (GO): cytoplasm
Molecular function (GO): protein serine/threonine kinase activity; ATP binding; tau-protein kinase activity
Source: RefSeq, a predicted model, not a curated record
AUGUCGACAAACGUGGUAACUACUACACAUGAAGAUGCAUUACCAAGCGCAGAGGAAGCGCCACCUAGUAGAUCUUCCUCUAGACAUUCUAGUAGCUCAAGUCACCACCCUAAUACUCAAAUUCCAAGAACUAUUCCUGAGCUACCGGUAGACGCCACAAAAACUAGCACCGGCACUAGCCAAACACAGAAUAUUCCCUCCUCAGCAUCAAGCUCCACCAUAUCUUCGCAAAUACCUUCUGGAAUGCAGAAGAGAGUUCAAAGAGAAGUGCGAUUUGGCGCAUACGUUUUAGGCAGCACUUUAGGAGAGGGUGAAUUCGGAAAAGUUAAGUUGGGCUGGAGAAAAGAUGGUAAAUACCCAAGUCAAGUAGCCAUCAAGUUGGUGAAACGGUCCACCAUAGCUAAAGACUCUGACUCAGAAGUGAAAAUACACCGAGAAAUUAACUCGUUAAAGUUGUUGAACCACCCCAACAUCGUCAACUUGGUUGAAGUGAUGAAAAGUGGGAAAUAUGUCGGUAUUGUUUUGGAAUAUGCAUCUGGUGGCGAACUUUUUGAUUACAUUCUACAGCACAAAUUCUUGAAGGAGCCAGUGGCGAAGAAGAUUUUUGCACAACUAGUCAGUGGGGUAGAUUAUAUGCAUUCCAAGGGAUUAAUUCAUCGUGAUUUGAAGUUGGAGAAUUUAUUAAUGGACAAACACAAGAAUGUUAUUAUCAGUGAUUUUGGAUUUGUCAAUUCGUGUGCUGACAAAAGCAACGAUCUCAUGAAAACAAGUUGCGGGUCACCUUGUUAUGCAGCACCUGAGUUGGUGUUGACUCAGAGUCCGUACGAAGGUAGAAAAGCAGACGUUUGGUCGUUGGGUGUCAUUUUGUAUGCUAUGUUAUCUGGCUACCUCCCCUUCGAUGACGACCCUGAAAAUGAAGAUGGGGCCGAUAUCAUCAAAUUGUAUCAUUACAUUUGCAAAACUCCCUUGACAUUUCCUGAAUAUGUUAGUCCUUUAGCUCGUGACUUACUUAGAAAGAUUAUUGUUUCAGACCCAAGAAAACGUAUUGGAAUUGAGGAAAUUAGAACCCAUCCGUUCUUAUCUCAGUAUGCUGCAUUGCUAUCAAUUAGACAACCAGAAUGGGAUAGAAUAUAUCGCGAAAAGCACGCAGCUACAUCUGCCAGUGUGACGGCUGCUGUUGUAUUGGCAGAGCAACAAACGCCAACAUACAACAAGAGAUUCUCAAUGAUCAACACCCCAACAAGUUCUUCGUCCUUGAUGGGUACCCCAAUGUACCAUCAUCAUAAUCAUCAUCAUCAACAACAACAAAUGUCGCAUUUGCAACCACAGACCCCAAGACCACAACCUUCUACAAUGGAACAUCCAAGAUCAUAUUCCUCAACCAGUAUCAGUCUUUUGUAUGCAUCUCCUUCGAUAUCGGCCACAAAUACACCAAGGCCUACUGAUUUAUCCGAUGGUGGUGCCCACGUUGGAAAAGCCACCUCACCCAAAAAGCCAUCUUCAGUCUCUCCUACUAGAGGACACCAAAAGUCUGCAUCUAUCUCAAACUCCAGCUCUUCUGCUAGUUUUGCAUUGAAGUCAAUGGUUAAUGACGAAACUGGUACUGCAAGACAAGUGGCAAACUAUCCAAACACAUUGGCAAUUCCAACUAUUCUUGAAAGUCCUACAAAAACAACUUUGGAGUCACCGAUUGCUGCAUUGCCUCCUACUACAAAAUUAUUACCACCAAAGGAAUUUUCCAAGUUACCUCCAGCGGCUAAGAAACCAAGACCUACUUCAUAUCAUCCAUCUUCGAUGACAUCGUCAAUGACGACUUCACCAGUUACAAUCUCAUACAAAGAUAUCAUCAAAUUCCCGGCUACAAACGCCAACAUUGCAUAUCCAAACUCCAUGACCCAAUACAUAUCAACAUCUCCACCAAAAGAAAACGUGAUGACACCUGACUCGAGACCAAUUUCAAGUCGAAGAAAUUCAGUAGUUACUCAUGUACACGUUAAUGGCGUGUUAAGCAAGGAUAACUUGGUGGGGCAUGGUGGGUUGAGUGGAUACAAUUCGUCGCCUGACAACAAGAGGAAUUCAGUAUUGAGUUAUUUGGAAGAUAAGAUUGAGGCAUUGGAUUUGACUGAGAGUGUUCAUCCAUCACCUACAAAGUCGAGCAAGAGCUCGGUUGUGGAAAGGGUCGGUAAUGUCUCGAAUGAGAAGGAGGGUCAAGUUGAAGUGGCGUCCAAUGCAGAAGAGCCAACGAAGGAGGGAAAUGUCGACACUAAAUCAGAUGUACAAGAAGAUGGUAAAAGUGAUGAUGACCAGGAUACCAAAGCAGACGAAGGCAAUGACCAAUUGCCCGCGCCAGUGGAGGAGUAUAUCGAAACGCCAAAAGUUACAAACAAUGUUGAUGAUUUGAGUAAGGUUGCAUCGCGACCUUCAGAUACCAAAGCAGCUAAAUCAGUGGUUGAAGUUGACAGAAAGCCUAGCACAUCGAGAAGAGCUCACGAGGAGAAUAAAGAGAAUCGCGAACACAGAGAGGCCAAGAAGAGAAACAGAUUUAGUUUGUUGUCGUUCUACAGUUCAUAUCAUUCGUCAAGUUCGAACGUGUCUUUGCCCGCCGGAAAAGAUGGUUCUAAUGGCUCGGUUACUAACGCAGCCAACUCCACUGCACCAACGCUGUUGUCAAGAGAUAACAACAAACGUGACAUUUCAGGUACAACUGUAUCCUCAAUCGGGUCGACUGCCAUAAAACCCAAGACCAAGACAAGAAAAGUAUUGGAGCCAACAAAUGAACCAAACGUAAAUAAAAAGGACUCAAAGCAAGCGCAUUCCAGUUCGUCUAGUGUUAUUAAUGGGCAUCAUGGUUCAAAACGUCACUCAAUCGCUGUAACUCCAGGUGGAAAUAAUAAUAAUAAUGCACCAAAGGAAUCAAGCGCAGCGAGAAAAGUUAUGGAUUUUUUCAAGAGAAGGAGUGUAAGAGUGGGGUGA